AUGCAUUUCUCGCAGUUUUUGACCAUUGCGAGCCUGGCGACCGGUGUGAAAGCCUUUUAUCCAUGGCAGAUCAAGGUUGAAUUGACAGAUACCUCUUCAACCGUUGAAUCCUUGGAGCGCCGCUUCUUACCUUGGAUUCUGAAGCCCGAUGACCCCGAAGAAGACUCCAACGCCAAGCCAUUUACCCUCGGUAUUAGGAAGUUCCCCGUUCGCCGUGAUGAUACCUACAACAUUGUGAAAGCCAAUACUCCGACUCUUCCCAAUAGUGCCGCAGUCGACCAGGAUGGCCAUGAUUACUCUUACUUCGCAGUGGUAGAAGUUGGAUCACAGAAGGAACAGAUGUGGCUCGCUCUUGAUACUGGCUCACCAAGUUCCUGGGUCUUCAGUUCCACUUGCACAAGCAGCGUUUGCACCAGUCACCACCUCUUUGACACAGGGAAGUCAACCAGUUACAUCUCAAACAACUCUGCCAUUACAGUUGGAUAUGGAAGCGGUACCAUCAAGGGCAAUCUGGGUCAAGAUACCAUGUCGAUCGCUGGUCUGAAUGCAACCUUCUCAUUCGGAGACGCUACAUCGGCGAGCUCGGCCUUUGCGAACUAUCCUAUCGAUGGAAUCCUCGGUUUUGGUCGGUCGGGUACUGCGGGCUGGACCAUCCCAUCAUUCAUGGACAUCGUGGCCAAGGAUGGCCAUCUCUCCUCUAACAUCGUGGGCUUCAGUCUUUCGCGUGCCAAGGAUGAUGCAAAGACUGGUGAGGUGAAUUUUGGAACUGUUGACACCACCAAGUUUGAUGGUAACAUAACCUACACUACCACAAACUCGGAUAUCUGGACAAUCCCCCUUAACGAUGUCUAUGUGAAUGGCACAGCCUGCGGUCUUACCGGUAAAAGCGCCACAAUCGAUACCGGCACGACUUACAUCUUGAUUCCACCCGAUGAUGCCGCAACUCUGUUCGCUCAAGUCCCCGGAUCCAUCAAGUCGGGCUCGAACUACAUUAUUCCAUGCAACUCCAAUGCGACCAUAGAGUUAGCCUUCUCUGGUGUCAAAUACUCUAUCUCCCCGGAUGAUUACAUCGGUGCUACAAGCACUAAUGGCUGUGUGUCCACAAUCGUGGGUUACCAAUCCUCCGGAUCUAAUGAUUGGCUCGUGGGCGAUGUGUUCUUGAAGAAUGUAUACUCCGUCUUCGACUUCGAUGAUGGAAAAAUCGGGUUUGGAAAACGGAAUUCGACAUCUGCUUCAGGAAACGGAACUUGCACAAUUCCCACUUCCACUUCGACUACGACUGCAACUUCAACUGCUACAACCAUGAGUUCUAUUACUGCCGCGAAUACAGCAGCUUUAGCCUCUGGAACUACAUCUGGAUCUACCCACUCCACUAUCUCACCCAAUUCCGGCUCUCACAUAUCAUUUACCUUGAUUCCAUCAUUCAUGGCAGUCAUUGCAGCUAUCUUUGCUUAA
Molecule: messenger RNA, 1455 nt
Organism: Penicillium malachiteum
Lineage: Eukaryota; Fungi; Ascomycota; Eurotiomycetes; Eurotiales; Aspergillaceae
Product: pepsin-like aspartic protease
Exons: 1
Coding region: 1-1455 (484 amino acids)
Biological process (GO): proteolysis
Molecular function (GO): aspartic-type endopeptidase activity
Source: RefSeq, a predicted model, not a curated record